GUGGGCGUCCUCGCGCCGCCGCCCAUCAGCUCAGAAUUGCUGUUGUGGGCUUGGGGGACCCUAGGGUGACCGUGGCCGGAGGAGGACGAGGACGAGGAGAAGGAGGAGGAGGAAAAGGAGAAAGCUGAGGAAGUCUGGGUGACUGCUUAGGAAUCCACACAGCACACCAACAUCUGAUGAAAUUAGUCAAUGAGCAAAUCGGCCAUGUCUUAUACUCCAGGAAUUGGUGGGGACCCUGCCCAGCUGGCCCAACGCAUCUCUUCCAACAUCCAGAAGAUCACACAGUGUUCUGUGGAGAUACAAAGGACUCUGAAUCAACUUGGAACGCCUCAAGAUUCACCUGAAUUGAGGCAACAGCUGCAACAGAAGCAGCAGUAUACUAACCAGCUUGCCAAAGAAACAGAUAAGUACAUUAAAGAGUUUGGAUCUCUGCCCACCACCCCCAGUGAACAGCGUCAGAGGAAAAUACAGAAGGAUCGCUUAGUGGCUGAAUUUACAACAUCACUGACAAACUUUCAAAAAGUCCAGAGGCAAGCUGCUGAGAGAGAGAAAGAGUUUGUUGCUCGAGUGAGAGCCAGUUCCAGAGUAUCUGGUGGUUUUCAUGAAGACAGUUCGAAAGAAAAGAAUCUUGUAUCUUGGGAAAGCCCAGCACAACCUCAGGUGCAGGUACAGGAUGAAGAAAUCACAGAAGAUGACCUGCGCCUUAUCCAUGAGAGAGAGUCUUCUAUUAGGCAACUUGAAGCUGAUAUUAUGGACAUUAACGAAAUAUUUAAAGACUUAGGAAUGAUGAUUCAUGAACAAGGAGAUGUGAUUGAUAGCAUAGAAGCUAAUGUCGAAAAUGCAGAGGUACAUGUUCAACAGGCAAAUCAGCAGCUGUCAAGAGCAGCAGAUUAUCAGCGCAAAUCCAGAAAAACGGUGUGCAUCAUCAUUCUUAUCCUUGUCAUUGGAGUUGUGAUUAUCGGUGCCAUUGUAUGGGGAUUGAAAGGCUAAAACUCUUGCACUACAUUCUUUAAAUUAUGUAGGAGACUCCUGCAAUCAUGUUUUUAUUAUUACUAUUUUAAAGCUGUUGCUUAGUGGAUGGUUCCCAUACUUUGUUACUUUUAUUGGUGGGGUUCCUUUGGAGAAAAUAUGGUCUUUUCUAAUAUUGAAAGUUUUUCUAAAUAUCAUUGUUGGCAUAACUUCCAUGCUUUUUGAUUUAAUAACUGUUAGUGUUCUGCCAAGCUGUACAUAACUUUCACCUAUAAUUUAUUUCUUCUAUUUUAAGUAGUUUUUGAAAUUAGUAAAUUUGAAAGUGUAUGUGUUCUGUAUCUCUGUCAGUGCUUAUCCAUAAAACCUGAUCUUUGUGUUACUUUAAUUCAGACUCUCAGGUUUAAUUUUUUUAUUUGACCAGCAAAGAAAACAUUGUCAAUAACUUAAAAGCUAACAUGUCUGUUUGUAUAUUUCCUCUACUUCAUAGUAGCUUAUAUUGUUUAACUUUUAUUGUUGAAUUUAUUUGAAUAAAAUCAAUGAAUGAUUUCCCACUAUAUCUCCUGUCCCUGUACAGCAUUUGCUGUAGAUUGCCUAGAUUACAUAUGGUCUAUGUGAAGCCUGAUGUUUACUAGGGAUGAUGAAGUAGCUUCGAAGUUGGAUUCUAAAGAUCCAAACCUGUUCUUUCACGAAUCUUAACAAUACUGUCAAUAUCUCUAGGUCAUUAUUUACUUUCCCUAUGUUCUGUAGAAUAAUGGUUACACAACAUAUGUUUGGAUGUGGCUUACUGAAAGGAAAUAGCUUUCCCACAAUUAUACUUUUUCACUUAAAAUUUAGUGUUUAUACUGAGUACCGUUUUGUACCAUUCUUCAUUAGGAAAUGAAUGUUUACCAAUUAACUCACUUGCCUUUUGAAAUCAAUAUUGUUUGAAUGCAUGAAAAAAAGAUGAUCUUAGGUUAUCAUUUGAAUUUUAUAAUGUUCUUAUAGCAGUUUGAUAUUGAAGGCAGUGUUUCAUGUGGUGAACUUUGAGACUUUAAAUGGGAACAAAUGAAAUAUUAACUAUUAAAUUGUAUGUUUGAAACCAAAAUAAAGCUGAUUUAAAAGUUG
This is a messenger RNA of Perognathus longimembris pacificus (Pacific pocket mouse), 2073 nucleotides long. It is a transcript of the gene Stx7, whose product is annotated as syntaxin 7. The transcript is spliced from 10 exons. Gene Ontology annotation, cellular component: membrane; synaptic vesicle; SNARE complex. Gene Ontology annotation, molecular function: SNAP receptor activity; SNARE binding. Bases 190 to 990 code for a protein of 266 amino acids. Lineage: Eukaryota; Metazoa; Chordata; Mammalia; Rodentia; Heteromyidae. Gene Ontology annotation, biological process: intracellular protein transport; vesicle fusion; vesicle-mediated transport. The record is from RefSeq and is a predicted model, not a curated record.